AUGGCUUUCCUCAUUCUCGUUAUAGGGGAUCUUCACAUCCCUGACAGGGCGCUUGACAUUCCCGCCAAGUUCAAGAAGCUCCUCGCCCCCGGCAAGAUCGGCCAGACGCUCUGCCUCGGAAACCUGACCGACAAGCACACGUACGAGUACUUGCGAUCGAUCUCUCCGGACCUCAAGAUCGUCAAGGGCCGCUAUGACGUCGAGGCCACCUCCCUCCCCCUGACCCAGGUCGUCACCCACGGCAGCCUCCGCAUUGGGUUCCUCGAGGGCUUCACUCUCGUCUCCAACGAGCCCGACCUGCUCCUGGCCGAGGCGAACAAGCUGGACGUGGAUGUUCUGUGCUGGGGCGGCACUCACCGCUUCGAUGCUUUCGAGUACAUGGACAAGUUCUUUGUGAACCCGGGAAGCGCAACUGGCGCAUUCCCUGGAAGCUGGAGCAAGGACGGCGAGGACCCGACACCAAGCUUCUGCUUGAUGGAUGUCCAGGGAAUCUCCCUCACUCUCUACGUUUACCAAUUACGAAAGGAUGAUAAGGGUAAUGAGAAUGUGGCGGUGGAGAAGGUGACAUACACAAAGCCAGUUGAGCCAUCAGGAGGAUCAUCAUGA
Molecule: messenger RNA, 606 nt
Organism: Fusarium keratoplasticum
Lineage: Eukaryota; Fungi; Ascomycota; Sordariomycetes; Hypocreales; Nectriaceae
Product: Vacuolar protein sorting-associated protein 29
Exons: 3
Coding region: 1-606 (201 amino acids)
Biological process (GO): intracellular protein transport; retrograde transport, endosome to Golgi
Cellular component (GO): retromer complex; endosome
Source: RefSeq, a predicted model, not a curated record